Messenger RNA from Malus domestica (apple), 3569 nucleotides. RefSeq names its product bifunctional fucokinase/fucose pyrophosphorylase. Gene Ontology annotation, molecular function: fucokinase activity; ATP binding. The record is from RefSeq and is a predicted model, not a curated record. Gene Ontology annotation, biological process: GDP-L-fucose salvage. Lineage: Eukaryota; Viridiplantae; Streptophyta; Magnoliopsida; Rosales; Rosaceae.
CCCGACAUUAUCAUAACACCUGUUCGGCUUUUCUGUUAAAUGAUUGGUCCAUCAGUAUCAGCGUACUGAGAGAUUCAACAUCUGAAAGUCUCACCUCUCAAGCUUUCUCUCAGAUUCCCGGAAAAUGGAAACCAAAUUCUCGCGAUCCAAACAGAAGGCUGACGCGGCAGCUGUGCUCCGGAAAUCAUGGUACCACCUCAGGCUGUCGGUAAGGCACCCGACCCGGGUUCCCACUUGGGACGCCGUCGUAUUGACGGCGGCUAGCCCCGAGCAGGCCGAGCUCUACGAGUGGCAGCUCACUCGCGCCAAGCGGGCGGGCCGCAUAGCCGCCUCCACGAUCACACUCGCUGUGCCUGACCCCCAUGGCCAGCGCAUCGGCUCCGGCGCCGCCACUCUCCACGCCAUUCACGCCCUCGCCAAGCAUUACCGUGCGUUGGGCCUACACUCAGAGCAGGUGGCAGCUACAAGCAAUGGUGGUUUUGGGUUCUCGGAGUCAAAUCGAAAUGCAACUGGCAAUGAAAUGGAUGAUGAUCUCUCGGAAAUGGUUAGCUUCAUUGCCAAGAGGCAUAUAUUAUUGCUUCAUGCUGGUGGUGAUUCGAAAAGGGUCCCCUGGGCAAAUCCCACGGGGAAAGUUUUCCUGCCACUUCCAUAUAUGGCAGCUGACGACCCUGAUGGGCCAGUCCCGCUGCUUUUUGAUCAUAUACUUGCAAUUGCUUCUUGUGCAAGACAAGCUUUUAAAAAUGAAGGUGGAAUAUUUACUAUGACUGGAGACGUACUUCCAUGUUUUGAUGCCUCCAACAUGGUGCUUCCAGAGGACACAUCCUGUAUCAUAACUGUUCCCAUCACCCUUGAUAUCGCGUCUAACCAUGGUGUUGUUGUGGCAUCUAAGAGAAGAAAUGUAGAAAAAAGUUAUCCUGUCAGCUUUGUUGAUAAUCUCUUACAGAAACCUAGCGUAGACGAACUUGUUAAGAACAAUGCAAUUCUUGAUGAUGGUAGAACACUUCUUGACACUGGAAUAAUAGCGGUUAGAGGUAAAGGGUGGGAGGAGCUUGUUAUACUUGCAUGUUCCUGCCAACCAAUGAUUUCGGAGCUUCUGAAGACCAGAAAGGAGAUGAGCUUAUAUGAAGAUCUUGUAGCAGCUUGGGUACCUGCAAAGCAUGACUGGUUGCGACUGCGCCCUUCAGGCAAAGAACUGGUCAGCAGAUUAGGAAAACAGAAGAUGUUUAGCUACUGCGCUUAUGAUUUGUCGUUCUUACAUUUUGGAACUUCAAGUGAGAUUUUGGAUCAUCUGAGUGGAGCUGCCUCGGGACUGGUCGGUCGAAGACACCAGUGUUCUAUCCCAGCAAGCACUCUAUCUGACAUUGCAGCAUCCGCUGUUCUUCUUUCUAGUAAAAUUGCACCUGCUGUCUCGAUUGGGGAAGAUUCUCUUAUAUAUGAUUCAACCAUUCCGAGUGGAAUGCAAGUUGGUUCUCUGUCCAUAGUUGUUGGUAUCAAUGUUCCAGAAGUAAAUAGUAGUGCUGCAGAAAAUUCAUUUAGAUUCAUACUUCCGGAUCGCCAUUGUCUUUGGGAGGUUCCUCUAGUCGGACACACUGGAAGAGUCAUAGUAUAUUGUGGCCUUCAUGAUAACCCCAAGGUUUCACUCUCUAAGGAUGGCACUUUUUGUGGGAAACCCUGGAGGAAGGUUGUGCAAGAUUUAGGAAUCCAAGAAAAUGAUCUAUGGAGCUCAAUGGGUACUCAUGAAAAGUGUUUGUGGAAUUCAAAAAUAUUCCCCAUUCUUUCUUACUUUGAGAUGCUAACUUUGGCAUCGUGGUUGAUGGGCUUGAGUGAUGAAAAUUCUGAGCAUUUGCUUUCUCUGUGGAGAAGUUCACCUCGUGUUAGUUUAGAGGAGUUGCAUAGAUCAAUUGAUUUUUCAAAGAUGUGUCAUGGUUCAAUUGAUCAUCAAGCAGACCUUGCAGCUGGAAUCGCUAAAGCAUGCAUUAAUUAUGGGAUGUUGGGCCGCAAUUUAUAUCAGUUGUGUGAAGAAGUUCUGCAAAAGGAAGAUUUAGGAGUCAAAGUAUGUGAGGAAUUUCUAAGUCUUUGUCCCGGACUCCUGGAGCAGAACUCUAAGAUCAUUCCCAAAAGCCGAGCAUUCCAGGUUCAAGUUGAUCUUCUUCGAGCAUGCAGCAAUGAAACAACAGCACGUAAGUUGGAGCACAAAGUUUGGAAUGCAGUUGCUGAUGAAACAGCUUCAGCUGUAAAAUAUGGUUUUAAAGAACAUCUCUAUGAGACUCCCAGCGAUAUCUCUAUUCUGUCCCAUAAGAACAAUGAUUUCGACGGCUGUGUGGAUCAUUCAUUCCACCCCAGAAAGGUGAAGGUUGAAUUACCAGUUCGUGUGGAUUUUGUUGGGGGUUGGAGUGACACUCCUCCAUGGAGCUUGGAGCGCUCUGGUUGUGUUCUGAAUAUGGCAAUAAGUUUGGAAGGUUCUCUUCCAAUUGGCACCAUCAUCGAGACAACGAAAAAAACUGGUGUCUGUAUUAGUGAUGAUGGUGGAAAUGAGUUACACAUUAAGGACCUAACCUCAAUUGCCACACCAUUUGAUGACAACGAUCCAUUUCGGCUUGUCAAAUCCGCACUGCUUGUGACUGGCAUUAUUCACGAAAAUGCUCUUGCAUCCAGGGGUCUGCAGAUCAGGACAUGGGCUUGCGUACCUCGUGGAAGUGGCUUGGGGACUUCUAGCAUCUUAGCAGCUGCAGUUGUGAAAGGACUUCUUCAGAUUACCGAUGGAGAUGAAAGUAAUGAAAAUGUUGCGAGACUUGUUCUUGUAUUAGAACAGCUCAUGGGGACAGGUGGUGGUUGGCAGGAUCAGAUUGGGGGUCUCUACCCGGGUAUUAAAUGUACUUCAAGUUUUCCUGGUAUCCCAUUGCGACUACAAGUCGUCCCACUCUUGGCUUCCCCACCGUUAAUUUCAGAGUUGCAGCAACGCUUGCUUGUGGUUUUUACCGGUCAAGUUCGACUUGCACACCAAGUCUUGCAAAAGGUGGUAACCCGCUACCUCCGAAGGGACAACCUUCUUAUAUCGAGCAUCAAGCGCCUCGCUGAACUGGCCAAGAUUGGGAGAGAAGCGUUGAUGAACUGUGACAUAGACGACCUUGGGGAGAUAAUGCUAGAGGCUUGGAGGCUGCAUCAAGAACUCGACCCUUACUGCAGUAACGAGUUUGUGGAUCAACUCUUCAGAUUCGCACACCAGUACUGCUCCGGCUACAAGCUCGUGGGUGCCGGAGGCGGAGGCUUUGCCUUGUUGCUUGCCAAGGAUGCCAAGCAGGCAAAGGAACUAAGGCUCUUGCUGGAACAAGAUUCAAAUUUUGACGUCAAAGUAUACAACUGGAACGUCUUCUUAGAUAAUUAAUUAGAUUGAUUCUUAGCUUCUUGUAACAUUCUUUAAUGUAUAUUAAUAUUAAUUUAGAAUUACGUGCCAUAAUUACUGGAUAUAAGUUUCGGGUGUUGUAUUAGUUUGAAAAUAAUUCAAAUUUGUAUUUGUAUGGAAAUAAAUAUAGAAUAAAUUCAUGAAUUGAUUCAUUUAAAAAUCGUUA